This is a messenger RNA of Striga asiatica, 1396 nucleotides long. The record is from the annotation of a GenBank genome assembly. Lineage: Eukaryota; Viridiplantae; Streptophyta; Magnoliopsida; Lamiales; Orobanchaceae.
GUUUUUGAGACUCAUAGGAAUAGCAUUUUAGUACUAGCGAGGCAAAGGAAAAAAAUCCCAAUUUCGUUGCUGUACGAAAGGACCAAACCCUUCUGAACACAGUGAAAGCUUAUCGGAAAAGACGACACACAGAGAAAGCUGAUCGGAAGAGCGUUCUAUGAAGAUGACUGUGCCUGAGCAUCCUUCUACUGGUAUCUCUGAGGAUAAAAUCCGACUGCAAGAGUACACACAGAAAGCUUCCUUACCUCUUCCAGUAUAUCAAACUUUCUCUGAAGGAGUGCCACAUGCGCCUCGAUUUAGCUGUCGAGUGUGGGUGGAUGGUACUUGCUUCAUGUCCCCAAAUUCAUUUCCAAAUAAAAAACUAGCCGAACAAGAUGGUGCCAAGCAUGCAUUUAUCGGCAUCCUUGAAAAAGUGAAGAAUGAGGGUCCUCAACGUAUUACCGAGGUUGGUUGGCUGGCUGCAAUCUACGGUUCGAACACACAAUUUUGCAAGUCCAUCCUCAAUGAGUAUGCUGUGAAGAUGAAUAUGACGCAACCUACUUACACAACAAAUGCAACACAGACCAUCAUUCCCAUGUUUGUCUCAACUGUGGAAUUGAACGGUGCUACUUACAUGGGACCUCCGGGAAGAAAUAAGAAAGAGGCCACACAAUUCGCAGCCCGCACGGCUAUUUUAUCGAUUUUAGGCUCUGAAUCCAGCACCAAAAUGUCUGAGAUAGUCAGAUCAAAGUUCGCAUUUUACGACAAGUUGAAGGAUGUCAAAGACUUUCCUGUGGCCCCACAUAACAAUACUAUACCAACUGGAUUAAAACCAAAGCCUACAGAGCAAAACCAAGUUCAUAGUCAAGAAAACUUGAAAAUCCCACUUUCGAACUCGUUGGAACUAGCUGUUCCGAACGUGCUUCCGGAGUCUAUUGUAGUACCUUCCGAUUAUGCCCUCGAAGACCAACCCAUCCACAUGGUCAAAAAGCUUAAGGCCCAAGAAGAUUCAAAUUCGUCACAGUUUGCUCCUCUGAUUGAAUUUUGUCCUGCAGCUUCAUCGGCUCCUGUGCUUCCUUGCGUUGAGUUCGUGCCUCAAACUUCUGACCAAGGUCCCACAUGCGCGAAAAAGAGGAAAGCCAAGAACAAGGAGCAGAAUCAGCCUGUUUGUGGAAUCAAGAUUGUUCAGUCUUUUGUUUACUGUACUAGCUGGUAUUGUCACCAGAUGUCAAGCUUCUUGCUGUGGAGGCGUGAGUCCUAUCUGUGAUUUUCAAAAGUAAACUUGUUUGGGCUUAAACUGGCUAUCUAAACAAUAGACUGUAUGUCUGACCUGUUGGUAUGUGUAUCUGUGUAUAGUUAGUUUAAUGCUUUAUCAUCAACUGGAUAUCUUUCGUUUAUUAUUAUUAUUAUUAUUAUU